This is a messenger RNA of Rhodamnia argentea, 798 nucleotides long. Its product is annotated as peroxidase 60. The record is from RefSeq and is a predicted model, not a curated record. Gene Ontology annotation, cellular component: plant-type cell wall; plasmodesma. NCBI's taxonomy places the organism in Eukaryota, Viridiplantae, Streptophyta, Magnoliopsida, Myrtales, Myrtaceae. Gene Ontology annotation, molecular function: heme binding; peroxidase activity. Gene Ontology annotation, biological process: response to oxidative stress; hydrogen peroxide catabolic process.
AUGGCAGAGUGGGCUCAAUUCAAAAGCACUUUUGAAGUAGAAAUUCUAUUCUUCUUUAGAAGAUGCGAGGUCACGGAUGUCGAGGCCAUCGUAGGCGGCGUCACGGCGGCCUAGUUUAGGAAGGAACCCGCCAUCACCCCCGCUCUCCUCCACAUGCGGUUUCACGAUUGCUUUGUCACGGGAUGCGACGCCUCCAUUCUUCUCGACGUAAAUUCGAGUAAGAAGACUGUGCCACCGAAUUUGAGCAGAGGCUACGAUCUCAUUGACGCCGCGAAGGCCACCGUGGAGGCCAUAUGCCAGGUUGUUUCCUGCGCCGAUAUCAUUGUCAUGGCCACUAGAGACGCCGUGUCCGUGGGACUCACCGUCUCCAACAUGGUCCUUCUCCUAGGCGGCCGCACGAUCAGCGUUGCUCACUGCUCGCUCUUCCAAGACCGGCUUUACAACUUCCAGAACACCGGGAAGCCCAACGCGACCAUGGACCUGUCCUUGGCUUCCGCCCUGAGGUCGACGUGCCCUAACGGGAAGACUAAAGCAGACAACAUCGUCAGCCUCGACCGGGGCCCUCUCAGCUCGUCAAUCAUGGACAACUCCUACUACAAGCAGAUACUCGCCCAUAGAGGGAUACUGCAGAUCGAUCAGGAGGUCGCGCUGGACAGGCGGACCAAGGACAUUGUGGGAACAAUAGCCGGCGGGCUCGAUUUCUCGGCUAAGUUUGGCCAGGCCAUGGUUAAGUUGGGCGCACUCCACAAUGGCUCUCCGGGUAAGAUAAGGGAAUCAACAAAGGCUCGCCAAAGCUAA